AUGUACACCCCAUCCAUCAUCCAAGGGCUCCUCCUCGCCAUCACCCUCGUCUCCUCCUCCGAAGCCAAGCUCGGCAUCAACUGCCGCGGCUCCGCAAACUGCAACACCUUCGGCAACACCCAGAUCGCCUUCCAGCUCAAACACGCCAUUGACGGCAUCGACACCAACCGCUGGUACAACAACGGUGAGCACAUCGCCUGUGUCGGGACCGGUGCCCCGAUCACCGGCAAGGGCGGUUUCUGCGCCUUCUUGCAGAAAACCGGCGGGACGAAUGGUGGUGUAAUCAAGAGUCUGGCUCAUUAUAUCCCGGAGCAUGGAUGCAAGGUUUGCGGUAGUGUACCGUACUACUAUCCUCAGGGGAAUAAUAAUGUGGAUGAUGGGGAGCUGACCUUUAAUUAUGUGGAUAAUUCUUGUUCGCAGGAUGAUGCGAAGCUUUGUUGA
Aspergillus alliaceus is the source of this 441-nucleotide messenger RNA. Its product is annotated as killer toxin. The record is from RefSeq and is a predicted model, not a curated record. Bases 1 to 441 code for a protein of 146 amino acids. Lineage: Eukaryota; Fungi; Ascomycota; Eurotiomycetes; Eurotiales; Aspergillaceae. Gene Ontology annotation, cellular component: extracellular region. The transcript has 2 exons.